Messenger RNA from Gracilinanus agilis (Agile Gracile Mouse Opossum), 971 nucleotides. RefSeq names its product mitochondrial ribosomal protein L24 (gene MRPL24). Gene Ontology annotation, molecular function: RNA binding; structural constituent of ribosome. The coding region runs from base 216 to 866 and encodes 216 amino acids. The transcript has 7 exons. Lineage: Eukaryota; Metazoa; Chordata; Mammalia; Didelphimorphia; Didelphidae. The record is from RefSeq and is a predicted model, not a curated record. Gene Ontology annotation, biological process: translation. Gene Ontology annotation, cellular component: ribosome; mitochondrion.
UCGGAACUGAGCUCCUCCAUAGGUCGGAAUGUGAUCCGGGACUUCACUCCAGGCUGGAGGCGCAAUUUAUUCCUUUCACCUUCUACAGAAACUUGGUUAUCUUUGGGAGAAGGGUCCUUGCCCCCGGAAUAUCAGGGCGACAACUGAAAGAGUCUGCUGGAUAAUCUGCCUUCCAGAAAAGUCUGCACUCCAGUCCAUCUUCCAUUCAGCAAAACAUGCGCCUGUCAGCCUUGCUUACCCUGGCAGCCAAGGCUAACCUGCCUCCUAAUUAUCGAUAUGGAAUGAGUAAACCUGGAUCUAUGGCUGACAAGAGGAGAAACCCUCCUUGGAGAAGGCGGCGCCCAGUCCUGGUGGAGCCUAUACCUGAGGAUUCCUGGAAUGUGUUUUGUGGGGACACGGUAGAAAUCCUGGAGGGCAAAGAUGCUGGAAAGCAGGGCAAAGUGGUUCAGAUCAUCAGGGAGAGGAACUGGGUUGUCUUGGAAGGACUGAAUACGCAUUUCCGAUAUAUUGGAAGAAGCAAGGAUUAUCGGGGGACCAUGAUUCCCAGUGAAGCUCCCCUGCUUUUCCGCCAAGUCAAGCUUGUGGAUCCCACUGACAGAAAGCCAACUGAAGUACAAUGGAGGUUUACAGAGGAAGGUGAGCGUGUCCGAGUGUCCCUGAGGACAGGGAGAAUCAUCCCAAAGCCUGAUUUUCCCAGACCGGAUGGCAUUGUUCCUGAACAGUGGAUUGAUGGCCCCAAAGACACAUCAGUGGAAGAUGCUCUGGAGAGAACUUAUGUUCCCUGUUUGAAGACUUUGGGAGAAGAGGUGAUGGAGGCGAUGGGGAUUGUGGAGACUCGGAGGUACAGGAAAGUCUACUGGUAUUAAGGCUAGGUAGAGGACUGUCUUCUUGCCACUUCCUCCCAGGGUCACAAUCCUGGAAUCUAAAGAAUUGUGUUAUUUCCUUUUGUCCAAUAAAGAUUUUUUGAGGAA